AUGCCUAGGGAACAAUACAAACGCGACCUCUACCGUCUUGACGCCGGAGACCUAGGCCACAUCGAAGGCGUAACCGUCUCCUACCGAUCUAACAGUUCACGAACCCAAGCUCUAUCCCACUACUUCGGCGGCCUCCCCUACGCUCUUCCACCUACUGGUCCUUAUCGUUUCCGUCGCCCACGUCCACUUCCGGAUCAAUAUCGCUAUGGCACGAAAAUCAGUCCUGGUUGUUUCACCCGUUCUGCUGCUUUUUGUCCUCAACCGGUCUUUAACAACGGCAUUGACAACAGAGAUCUCUGGAGCGAGGAUUGUCUACAAUUAAAUAUCCAUAUCCCUGUUGGUGGUCCUCCGAGUCCGAAUGGAUGGCCAGUUUUCUUCUAUAUCCAUGGUGGGUUCUUGCAAUGGGGGAGUCCGAAUAUGACGCCCGAGGCGUUGGCGCCGCUUUUGAGUGAGACGGCGUUCAUGGCAAUUAUUAUCAUGCCUGCUUAUCGUGUCAAUGCAUUUGGAUUUCUUGCUGGGAUGGAGCUGCAGGAUGAGGCGAGGAGGAAUGGGGAGGUGGCGACAGGCAAUUUUGGGUUCUGGGAUCAGAGGCUUGCUUUGGAGUGGACGGCGAGCAACAUCCAUGCCUUUGGAGGCGAUGCGAAUAAUAUCACGCUUGGAGGGUAUUCCGCUGGUUCUCACGGUGCUUUUCAGCAAUUAGCUCACGAGCUAUAUUUCGUUUCGGAUGAGAAGGCGAUUAUCAAGCGAGUCAUCAUGUGGUCGAAUAGUCCUGGUGUACAGCCUAAAGGCUUGGAUGAACAGCAGAAGCAGUUCGAUGAGUACCUUCUUCGACUUGGCAUCCCUCUGACCCUGUCGGCGGAAGAGAAACUGGGACGUCUACGGUCAAUGACUAUGCAGGAACUUGUGGCUCCACAGAACAACAUGCAAUACUCCGAGUUCCGCGCAACCACAGACGGCUCUUUUAUUCCCGCCUCGAUGGUCUCGAAUAUCAACUCAGGAGACUUCGGCCGAAGGAUGAAAGCACGUGAAAUCAAGCUCAUCAACGGCGAGUGCAGGGAUGAACACAAUCUCUACCGUGCCUGGCGAACACCUGCAGGAAAUUCAUAUGAUGCCAUCUACACACGCCUCUGUGCCGACUAUCCUGAACGUGCCGUCAAGCGAUUAAUGGAUCACCACUGCUCUGGUGCGGAGAAGAAAAUACCACGGGGAAUGAAAGACUGGACAGACUUCUUCGGCCACGCAUACGCAAACAUGCAGGUCCACAGCCUUGAACGCGGCUUCAUCAACGGACUUGCAAAAGGGGGCCUUGAACCAGGCAAAGACCUCCUGCGCUACCGCUUCGACUGGCGUGCCUCGACCGUCCCAUUACCAGAGGAAUGGGGCGUUACUCACGCUUCAGACAUGGAUAUUUGGUUCUGGGGUGAAGGGCAUGGGGAGGGACUGAGAGAGGACGAGAAGGUGACGCUGAAGUGGUGGAACGAGGCUUUUGCGGGGUUUGUGAAGGGCGAGGCGGUGUUGUGGCCUUGUUGGGGUGUUAGGGAUAUGGUUAGAUUGAGGGGUGAUGGGGUGACAGAUACGUGGAAUGAUGAGAGGUGGGAGGAGGGUGUGAAGGUCUGGGAGGAGGUUAACAGUGAUAGUGGAAGUGAUAUUGGGCGGGGAGUGCUGGGUUGGAUCAAGGCUAGGAUCUGA
Molecule: messenger RNA, 1689 nt
Organism: Recurvomyces mirabilis
Lineage: Eukaryota; Fungi; Ascomycota; Dothideomycetes; Mycosphaerellales; Teratosphaeriaceae
Exons: 1
Coding region: 1-1689 (562 amino acids)
Molecular function (GO): serine hydrolase activity
Source: RefSeq, a predicted model, not a curated record